Molecule: messenger RNA, 1604 nt
Organism: Fusarium vanettenii 77-13-4
Lineage: Eukaryota; Fungi; Ascomycota; Sordariomycetes; Hypocreales; Nectriaceae
Exons: 2
Coding region: 1-1575 (524 amino acids)
Molecular function (GO): protein binding
Source: RefSeq, a predicted model, not a curated record
AUGUCUCCGUCCCAGACCACGGCCGACAAGCAGAAUGACUCGAACAAGCUGCUAGAUCUCUCAUCGUUCCUUGCACCUACCAAGAUCCCUUUCAACCUCCUUAUCCGAGGCUCAACAGGCCGGGAGCGAUGGAAUUCCAAAGGCCAUAUCGAGAGGGUAGACGCAAGCGCUGUUGGUCUUCCUUCAGAUCUGUCCAGGAUUCUAUCGUACGAGCCAAGGCUUGUAUCUAUCAUCAAUCGUCUACCGGACGCCUAUCUCAAGACCUCAGAUCAGUUCUAUGAGGUUGAUGGGGAAAUUGCCGAUCUUACUCGCAAGAGACACGUCCCCGAUGAUCAGACACGCUGGAAGAACUGGGCCUUGAUCGUCACGUACAGAUCUAUUCCUUGGAAAUACCUGGAGCAUCUCUCUGAUGACCCAACCCUGGCCUUCCCACACCUGAAGCACACGCUUGAGGCCUGUCCAGAUGGCUUCCCCGGCCUCUCCAACGCUGCCAAGAUCGAUCUCGGACUCACUCUCAUUGAGUCAUCCCGAUUCUCCGACAUGGCUUGGAAGCGGUAUGCCGUGAACCAAGCCAAGCGCGUGUCAGUUGGUAUCGAGAGCCAAUAUCUCGCCUCUCGCAUUGCACUAGCGGAAUGCGUUCUAAACCGCAUCGAGGGUUCCAUGCUUCGAUCUGCAGCCAACCUGGCCACCAGAAGCAGCGAAGAAACUGCUCCUGAUGUGAGAAUGCAUUGCAUCGCUGGCCAGUACGCAAUCCAGCGAGCUCUCAACUUUAUGCAAGUCGAAGAGCUGAAAUCAGCCGAAGAGGUACUCGAAGCUUGGAGUCCCCUGAGUGAGACCCCAUCUCCAAUGGAGCAAGCAGUCAACUACAGAAAAACCAUCAUCCGGGGCAGAUCUCUUCGUCAACGGGGAGAAUUACGAGAUUCCAUCAUGCAACUCAACGCAGGGCGUCUUUUGAAGGACGAGCCCGAUAUUGUCCUUGAUGAAGAUCUCCGCGACCUCACCUGCGAGCUUGCUGACGGGCUUCGAGACUUUAAAUUUACCGCAGCAGCUGAAAACGUUGUGCGUUGGGAGAUGGAACGCCGUAAAGGAAGCUACAUCCCCGCCAUGGGUAAAAGCCUCUUAGAGGUGUCCCUGGCUGAGGUGGCCUUUGCCAGAGGGCAAUACUACAAUUCCGAAAUGCUUUGCCUCAGUGUCUUGAAGGAGUUCCCUCGUCUCAAGUAUGAGAAGAUGCGAGCCUACAUCAUUCUGGCCAAGGUUUACCAUACCAAACGCAACUUUGACCAGGCACACUCAUACUGGACGAUGGCUUUGGAGACUAUCGCUAGAUUUACCACUGGGAGCUCGCGAGUAACUCGUAUGAUCCUGAGAUCUCUCUGUCAUUCGGCCGGGAACGAUGAGCUGCGCGAGCAAUACCAGAAGCAGCUGGAACGCCUUGGUCCUGAGGAUGAAGCCGACGCUGUGAAGUUUUGGAUCUCGGGUAUGCCCGAAUGGAACAAGUAUCUACAGGCCAGGGAGUCUGAGGCCGUGGAGUCUGAGGCCGUGGAGUCUGAGGCCGUUGAGUCUGAGGCCAAGUAGAUGCUAUUUCUAAAUUGGAUCUUUUCUUC